CCUCUUUAGUUGACAAAUAAGCUGAAUGCACUCAUUUUGCGCUGAUACGCAAAAAUGUGGGAGAUUUAUUUAUGACGGGUCUGUGUGUAAAACAAAACUGUAUCAUGGAGGAGUUUAAUGUGUGAGUCACAUUGAAGUACAUAUAACAUAAUGUUAUCUUGUUAGUGAUAAGUGUGUGCAGCCUCUGCGAAGGGGAAGAAUUAAUAAAAACAAUUGUAGACGGAAAUUUAAAUAUUUGAUCAUUCUGUCUCCAGACCAUUCACACAGUUGGUGCACUUCUCGCUCAAGUUCUUCGGGAGGAAUUUUGUGAUCGUCAAUAGAGAAGUAAAUUACUAAUUCGUCAAUUGAGUGUGUAAGAAAAUCCACAUUUUUUUUUGCUGAUCAGACACAUAAUUUAUGAACACUUGUUCACGAUUCUCUGUGAGGGUGAGGAAUUAGGAGCUAUUUGUGGCACUGAUCAUUGUUUUGCUGUUGGCUAGUGAUAAUCGAGUUAUUGUUGAGUUAUUGGACCUUUACCGUGCGAUUAUCUGGCAAAUAAUGUGAGUUGAGUGUCCCAGGUACCCGGUUGCGAAAUAAUCAAUCUGCACGUGUAUUUGUACGCUGGGGCAUUGCAAGAAGGUAUUCUCCAGCACCAGUGUGAGCUGAAAAAAAGCGUGAAAUCUCAUGCGGAGUGGGAUAAAAUCCACUACACAAAAUCUCAUUACAUCACACGUUGAAUGUUAUGAAAUUUCUCUGACUGUGCUACUGCAUCUCCUACCUGAACAGCAAACACAGCAAGAGAAAUAUUUAUUUUUCCAUUUGGAAAAAAAUUAACUACAAAGUAGUCAACGUUAUCAGUGGAAUCUCACAUCAAACCACAUGAGACAUUUCUCGUGCUGAAAGUCUCUGGGGAAUGUCUCUCUCUGGACAGUGAAGAGCUAUCAGUCGUUAUCAGCUGUGCCAUAGCACUUCCAUUGGACCCACCGUGAUACCGACUAAAACCACAAAACGAGGGGAGGCUCUAUAAAAUCUCUAAUCACACACAGUGGUCAAUUCAUUUGCGAUUAUGACACCGUGAAUUCUCCCUCGUGUGCCUCGAAUCUCUUCACUUGUGUCUGUGGCCAAUAGUCCAGCAAGAGCUCUCGCCGUCACCGGAUUGACUUUCGCUUCUGAUCUCACGGACGAGUUUUGCUAACGAGAGUGGAAAGGGAAUUCCACGUAUCUGAGUGAAAAAUAUUAACCAAAAGGUAAUAUAGCCAGGCAGUCGCUUUCAAUUCUUCACGAGAGACACUGUGGAAGCUCCGCAAAGCUCCCGCACGUUUGCAAGAAAAAGAAAAAGAAACCCACCCAAAAGAAUUACAUUGCUGAGCGGGAAGAAUUCGUCGUGGUAGUUCUUGUGGAGUGAAUAAAAUUGCCUUGAAGCUGUGAGCUCAAAUUAUCCCAACGAAAAUAUUAAUUAAAAUUUGACAAGAACAUGGAACACCACGAUCACGAUCAUCAUGCUCAUCAUAUGCCGGAGGUGACCACAACAGGAAUAAGUGGUUCUCCCCUUAAUACACAGCAUCACCACGGUGGAGAUGAGGAUAUGGAAUGUCCCAUGCAGAUGAUUUUCCACCUCGGUCACUGUGAGGCAAUACUCUUCAAGUCGUGGACUGUUUCGGAAGUUGGUGGCUUUGUCGGGGCCGCAAUUCUCAUUUUUGUGGUGGCCGUCCUCUAUGAAGGUCUCAAGUAUUUACGCGAGAAACUCUACUAUGAUGCCCACCAGAUGGAAUUUUCGCAGCAAGACAAGGAGGGGAGCACACAGAAUUUGAGAAAUACAUCCAAACCCAUUCGGCAACAAAUCUUCAAUAAGGCGCACAUCAUUCAGACAUUCCUCCACCUGAUUCAGGUGUCCGUGUCCUAUGCUCUUAUGCUCAUUGUAAUGACAUACAAUGUGUGGCUGUUCUUAGCCGUAGUACUGGGGGCUUGUGCUGGAUAUCUCUUCUUUGGGUGGAUCCGCAACAGAUCUGUGGAUAUCACGGAACACUGCCACUAGAAGCGACAGAUCAUUUCCACUGUUCAAUUGAGAGAUUCGUCAAUGUGAAGCUACUACUAAAAGUUUCGUGGAGAACGAUACUCUGAAUAUUUUGUUACCCAUUCUGCUUGUCUGCCGGAACAAACAGCAGCAAAGCAGCCAUCGGUGGAUGAUGCAGGCGAUGGGGAACGAUGAACAGUGAGAAAUCCAGUUACAAACAUUUUAAUUGUCAUAUUUUUUACCAACAUCUUUUAUAAUGGUGCAAAGAAUUUUGAGUCUUUUUUUAUACCUUGAAUUCACAUCUCUUGUGGCAUUUUUUUGCAUAUAGAGAAAGCAAAAAAAAAAAAGAAAGAGCCAAUUAAUUGUGUAAAGAGACGGAAUGCGUCAAAAAUUGUUUAAUUUUAAUUUUUAGGAUUAAAAACAUGGAAAUAAUGAUUUGAGAUCAACGAUGAGAUUUUACUCCACUCUUACACAAAACAAAUGAAAAGAGUUUUAUUGAUUGCAAAAAGGCAUGUGCUGAAAAAAAUUUAAUUUUACCUUUAGUUGUUAGUGCGCGGGAACAAAAAAGUAUACAUACUAGGAAAAAAAAGAAGAAAAUGUGUUAAUGUCUUGUGCGAGAAAUUAUGUUGCAAUAUAAUUGGAGAAUGAAAAGAACGGCUUAAUGUUAAGACAGUUGUUAAGAAAUAAGAUUUAAAAAAAACUUGUAUAAAUAUUCAUUAAUUAAAAGUCAUUUCGUAUUA
This is a messenger RNA of Lutzomyia longipalpis, 2733 nucleotides long. RefSeq names its product high affinity copper uptake protein 1 (gene Ctr1B). Gene Ontology annotation, cellular component: membrane. The transcript has 5 exons. NCBI's taxonomy places the organism in Eukaryota, Metazoa, Arthropoda, Insecta, Diptera, Psychodidae. Gene Ontology annotation, molecular function: copper ion transmembrane transporter activity. The record is from RefSeq and is a predicted model, not a curated record. Gene Ontology annotation, biological process: copper ion transmembrane transport. The coding region runs from base 1454 to 2014 and encodes 186 amino acids.